GCUCAGGAGUGGCUCCUCCACACAGAUCAUCUGCUGGACUUGGCGGAGGAGAUGGCUCUGCCCAAACUGGAAUCUUUUAAUGGAUCCAAGACCAACGCGCUGAACAUCUCCCAGAAGAUGAUCGAGAUGUUCGUGAGGACGAAGCACAAGAUCGACAAGUGCCACGAGUUCGCGCUGGUGGUGGUGAACAACGACGCCACGUGGCUCUCAGGGUUCACCUCGGACCGCGAGGUCUGCAGCUGCCUCUACGACCUGGAGACCGUCGUCUGCAAGUCAUUCAAUCUGGAGGGACUCUUCAACCUGAUCCAGCAGAAGAUCGAGCUGCCGGUGACGGAGAACGUACAGACCAUCCCGCCCUACGUGGUCCGGACCAUCCUGGUGUUCGGCCGCCCGGGCUGCCAGCCCCAGUUCUCCAUGUCGGAGCACAUGAAGAAGACGCUCCAGUGUCCCUACUUCUUCUUCGACGUUUACAUCCACAACGGGGCGGAGGAGAAGGACGACGAGAUGAGCUGGAAGGAGAUGUACGCCUUCUUCAGCAGCCUGGACACCAAAGGCACCAACUACAAGUACGAGGUGUCACUGGCGGGGCCGGCGGUGGAGCUGCACAACUGCAUGGCCAAGCUGCUGGCGCACCCGCUGCAGCGACCCUUCCAGACCCACGCGGCCUACAGCCUGCUGGGGGAGGAUGAGCCCCCCGAAAUCGAAGCCACCGUCUGAGCCGUGGGGACUGGGCGG
This is a messenger RNA of Tyto alba (common barn owl), 735 nucleotides long. Its product is annotated as BRISC and BRCA1-A complex member 1-like. Gene Ontology annotation, biological process: double-strand break repair; positive regulation of DNA repair; protein K63-linked deubiquitination. The record is from RefSeq and is a predicted model, not a curated record. Lineage: Eukaryota; Metazoa; Chordata; Aves; Strigiformes; Tytonidae. Gene Ontology annotation, cellular component: BRCA1-A complex; nuclear body; BRISC complex.